Puntigrus tetrazona (Sumatra barb) is the source of this 2933-nucleotide messenger RNA. RefSeq names its product stonin-1. Gene Ontology annotation, molecular function: clathrin-cargo adaptor activity. The coding region runs from base 237 to 2342 and encodes 701 amino acids. Lineage: Eukaryota; Metazoa; Chordata; Actinopteri; Cypriniformes; Cyprinidae. Gene Ontology annotation, cellular component: synaptic vesicle; AP-2 adaptor complex. The record is from RefSeq and is a predicted model, not a curated record. Gene Ontology annotation, biological process: synaptic vesicle endocytosis; clathrin-dependent endocytosis; regulation of endocytosis. The transcript is spliced from 4 exons.
UUUUCGCUUGUUUGUCGUUAUUUUAUGUAGUUCUGAAGUUGGCCGCGGAAUGAAACACAGCUGAUCCGAAUCCGUCCUUAACUCUGUCUGCGAGAAACAAACAGCGACUUCGGGGACGGUUACGGUUUCUAACCUUUACUUACUGUUAGCAUGACGAAGGUGAGCCAGCAUCUCCUCAGAUUCUCUCCAGAGUUGACGGAGUACUUUAAGAUUGUUUGCACAAGAACAGUAAAGCAAUGUGCUCCACAAAUCAUCCAGCCAACUGGGUUACAUUUGAAGAUGAAGGGACAUCCUUCUCCUCACCCCAAAAAUCUCUACGCACUUCUACAUCAAACUCAGGUUCAGUACCUCGGCCCAAUGGGUUGAAACUUGUUCUGCCAUCCCUGGGCAGUGAAUCAUGGAGCUUCAGCUCCACCAUCGAAUCCCCUUCCAUGGAUUUCAGCUUCAAUGGGAGUUCAUGUGUGCCCAGUAACACUCCUCUGCAAACUCCAGUUGGUUUGACUCCGGCAGGUCUAUCUCCCUUGCAUUACGCUCCUCAGGACCAGCCGGACCUCUCUGGUGGUCUGUCCAGCCUCUCUCAGAGAGACUGCAUAAAACUGCCUGAAGGCUCUGUCUCUCUCAAUGCACCCUAUGAUGAGCCAGGCCAUUUCAACCCCUUCUGGGAAGAAACUGAGCAUAAACGAGUGUCCUGGACCUCAUCGUCUGACUCCGACUCUGGACCCAGUUUGCCCCGUUUCUUCAUCCGUUCCAAGGAUGGCAGUGAGCCACCCCAAGACCACCUUCAGUACUCCUACUCUUACAUAUGCCAUAAACUAGAACAGCUGAGAACAGAGGAGAACCAGCAGGAAGGUGAUGAUGGGAAAGUGGAAAAGGAUAAGCGACCUUCAGGCUCAGUUGCUGUGAAAGGUCAAGCGAGCAACAGAAAUCUUCCUACCUUCAUCCCACAGGGCUUGUUCCUCAGUCAGAGUAGACAUGGUUGGUCCUUGAUGCUUCGGAUCCCGGAGAAGAAGAACCGCAUGUCCUCACGCCAGUGGGGUCCCAUAUACCUUCAGCUGCUACCUGGAGCACUCCUGCAGCUCUUUUAUGAGAAGGGCUUGGAGAAACCCUUCAAAGAGUUCCAGCUGCAUGCCUACUGUACACUUUCGGGUCCGAAGCUCGAGAGCUACGGUGAGCCGCGUAAGAUCGCCACGCUAAAGGUCGAGCAUGUGUCGUACGUUGAGAGAAAGCGCUAUCACCCCAAGCAUGAGGUGACCCAUGAACCAGAAGUGGAGCAGCUCUUGAAGUUUGGCACCACUGAAUACGGAGACUUGGAGGACUUGCUGGUGUCCAUAGAAGAAGAGCUAUUGCGGUUACCAGUGCCUCACCAGCAGCACAAACACUACGAGGAACAGGAGCUGUCCUUGCAGAUAUCUGACCACAUCUGGGUGCGACAGAGCAGGGACGGAGUUGUUCUCGAGUGCAUGGCCAUUACACAAAUACACUGCCUCUCUUUCUUGAACGGGGCACCGGAGUGUUUCCUGGCUCUGAACGACCUGGGUCUUCUCAGACAAGCUCCAGUCUACGCCUCCGAUGAGGACGAGGAGGUCUGGAUGGAGAUCGCAGACUACCAUUUCCAUCGGUGUGUCAGAGAAGCAGAGUUUGUGGGCCAGCGGCUAAUUAAGUUCUGUCCUCCGGACGCCUGUCGUGUGGAGCUGGUGCGCUUCAGAACAGUGUCGCUCCACUGCGGGGAGCCGCCGCUCUCUGUUAAAGCCCUGGUCACAGUGCAGGGUGCCUGCAUUGAGCUCCAGGUCUUCCUCAAUGUCUCGUCCAGCUUCCCAUGGCCGACUGAGACAGCGUGUGAGAACGUUGUGCUUCAGGUGCCGUUCCCAGGCGACUGGGUCAAAGUGCCCAACAGCAUGUUGCUGCUGCGGCAGAAGUCUCUGAAAGCUCGUAUGAACAGAAACACGUGUCUGGGCUCAGCUCAUUUGGCCGAGACUCAGUCUGCAAUGCAUGUGUCUGUUGGCACGGUCAAAUAUGAGAAUGUGCAUCGAGCCAUUGUGUGGAGAAUCGAGCGGUUUCCUCCCAAGAAUGUGGCGCUGGAGCAGCCUCAGUCGUUGGCGUGUAAGCUGGAGCUGGCAUCAGAUCAGGAGAUUCCCGCUGACUGGUUCCCGUACGUCAGGCUUGAGUGUGAGGUGGCAAAUGCGGUGGUGUCCCAAACACGCGUAAAAUCAGUGGGGAUUGAAAGUGACGUUCAGCCUCAGAAACACCUGAGCAGCAGAGCAUACUACCACUGCCAGGUGGAGAUUGAGAAGAUGUUGAUUGAGGCAGAGGCGGUGAAGCAGUCGAGCUGCGCAACACAGUGAUGAAAGGCACGGAUCACUGCGUUUUAUGAAAUCACAGAUUUUUUUUUUUUUAUUGUAAUUAUUUUUCUACCAACAUUUCUCAUGUAGAAUUCACACUCCAGUAUGCUACACAUUUAGUGCCAUCAAGUAAACAAAUGUUUAUUAACCGUCAGAAUAAUGCAACUUUAAAUAUAAAUUAAGUAUUUUAAUGUUUAAUGGUCUUAUCCAACGAGUAUAUUAUUGCUGCACUUUACAAUUCAGACCCCAUUUUAGAUUUAUAUGAGACUGUAAAAUACUGCAUACAUACAAAUAAUAUACACCUAUCUGAUAAAUGUUUCCAAAACAUUUUACUCAUGACUGUCAAGUGUGCACUAGUAUAUUUUUGAGCAAGCAGAGGAGAAUUUAUCUGCCCACAAGACACUUGAUCUGAAUAUGUAUGUGACAGUUUUAGGGCUUUGCUGCAAGUACCAUUUAAGGGCCUGAUAAGUGUUUGAUUGAUAGAGAAGUUAUUAACUUGCACUUAAUCAUUUACCAUUAUUUAUGUGGUUGUAUGAAGUUAUAUUGUCCUAAGAAGAGUGUGCAUAAUAAAUAAAAGUCUGUAUGUUCUUCUCA